UGUGGAUUGGUUGAAAGGUUGAGCAAGGGCAGAUGAAUUCUUCCGGUUAUUUACAUCACCUUCCACUCACUCAUAUUUAUCUUCUGCAGAUCUGCCAUUUGAAGCGAAUCUUCACCUGCACGCAAAAAUGGGGCACUGAAAAAUGCAAAGCUGUAACGAAGACAAAAAUUGUGCCAACGAGAUUUUGUUGACAAAGUUAUUAGUUAUAUUUAACUCAAGUUUUAGUUGACUUGCUUGAAGCACUAUCGCUGAAUUUAUGGCAGCAGUCGUCUUCCACGACCUUCGUCGAUUCGCUGUGUUCGCACUAUUUCCCCUCAAGCCCUCCUCCUCCCGUCUCGAGGGUUGGUGAUCUUUUGCAGAGUUUUUCAUUGUGUUUACCGGUAACUUAUCAAAUAAAGGUAAAUCCAGCAAGAGUACUGGAAAACGAGAACCCAUGCAUGUUCUCCCCCGCGUGUCACACCAGGCAGCGGUCAUGUUUUCAAGCUUUAACCCCAUCAAUAUUCCUAUUGAUGAAAAGCUACAUAUGCCGUUCCGAUUUCUUCUGACUGCUUACCGUGAUGCUUGGAUCGGCACCACUCGACUACGGCAUCGACACAGCAAGGGAUUGAUAUUCCUACUAGAGUCAAUGAUUUGUUGUUUCCUGCACCCGUUCGACGCUCAUGAUGGAGGAGAAGCCUUGACUUUUUGAGGCUUAAUAUCACCCAACUCUGCCCUUGGAUCCGUUUUUAAUUUUGAUGAAGCCGUGAGAGGAUGCUUACGCUGCAAUUUCCGAAAAGCGGCCGGCGAGAAGGCUAAUAAUAUACGUCUUUGAUAUUUCUGGUGCAUCUUGCGUGUUUUAUGCCCUUCUCUCCAUACCAACGCUUCAUGCUUGACUGUCCCUCCUCAAUAUCGGCGUGUAUCUCCAGAGAGUAUGGACCUUAACGGCCACUUCGGACAUGGUAAGAAUAACAAUACUUCAUCCGAUAUACCGAAAUCGCUGAGCGAAAUCGGGGGAGAAGAGAAUGCGCCAGAUGCGAGCCGAGAGGAUGUCCAGACUCGAACACCUUGGUACAAAUCCACUACCCUGCACAACGUGAUUUUCGAUAUUUUCUGUUUCGCAUGGCUGGUGCCGAUUAUCGCCUCGCUCUGGUUAAAUUUCACGGAGUAUGUUAUCGGAGCAAGCGUUUCCUGUGCUAUCCCGGGCUACAAAGAUCACUGCAAUCUUUGGCGGAAUCUCCAAGAACAUACCGUUGCAUUGGACAACAAGGAUCAUGAGGUGUUGGGAUUCUUACAGCUGGUUGCCAAAGCUCUUGAGGUCUGGUUCACAGUUUGUGCCGGCAGCCUUGUCUUGGAUUUCUCGAUGCUGCUACUCCGGCGCCGUGGCCUUCCAGUGGGCUAUUUCCUGACGUACAUGGAAUUUGCCAAUGUCAUGAGCCCUUUCAGUUUUACGUUCUGGAAAUCGAUUAGAACUCCUAAGAACCUGGCUUCAUCUGUCUCUCAUCGAAAAUCAAAAGCUUCUCUUUGGUUUUUCGCUUUCCUGGCUCUACUCCUUUGCAUAACGUGCAAUCUGAUGGGGCCUGCAGUUGCGGUCCUCGUUAUCCCUUCCCUUGGGUGGGCAGAAGUCAACUCACCUAUGGAGGGGGCUUUCGGGGUGAUGCUUGCAUCUGAUCCUCCAAAACGUAUUAGCAACCUCCGCAGCUGUGAAGAGGCGGCCUUGAUAGCAGGUAAUUUUACUUGCACUGAUUACUAUUCUUCAAGUGUGGACGAAAUGUCGGCGGGAUUGCAAUGGCGCCGCUCACUCUGGGAUAAUGGUUCUACAGUGCUGGAACCGAUCCUCGCGGAUGGUAAUGUGGCCUUCUCCUAUAAUUCGUCGACAUGGGGAGACAUCCACCAUGUAUGGGUGCCAAGUCGACAGAUCCUGCGAGAGAUGAGUCUUGAUUACAUGGAGAUUUUUAAUUCAAAAUCCAAAAAUACCUUUGAGGAGGCGAAACGUGCUCUGCCCGAUCGCGAUCUUGAUUUUGAUCUCUUCAAUUACUAUCGGAAUACCCUGGACAUUGAAGUGCACCGUGAAGGCCCUAGCCUUGGAACCAAGGGCUUUUGCACCACAGCUAGUAUCAUCGACAUAGAACUAUCCAGUACCAAGUCGGUCCAUUGCUAUAAUACAACUUCCCGGAGCCAACCCGGUUAUUAUUAUGAGUGCAUCCGCCUUGGAUCUCCUUGGAAGGACGCUAGAGUUGCCCAUUCAAACUUUUCAAUCCGAGAAACAGACACAACAUCAGGUAGAAACAUUUCUGUGAAUAUGUAUUCAGUGGGGAGGUCCUUUGGAAUCCCUCCAGAGAAGGAGCACUGUAUUGUGGAUCGUGAAAUCAGUGAUAGCUGUGACUGGGAUCGAAUAUCGUCCCUUAUUGUUCGAAACCCAAGACAAGCAGCUCUCCACUUGAAUAUACAAUUUGUUGAAUAUACCCCUACAAACAUGGUCACGCCAAACUCUACCGUAGUGUGUCAAACAAAUUCCCACCUUACGUUCCCUUCCUAUACAAUGACGCUAACGCCCCUGGAAAUCAACAACACCAUCGUCAAACUGGUUGUUCCCCAAGGCAAACCGCCAAAGAGCAUAUUCCUGCACUCUGACUGGAUGCUUGCCGCUUGGUCAGUGUCAAGAUCCGGCACAGUGGAUGGCAAUCGCCUCGCAGCAUCCAAUUUGGUAGCCAGUGUCAAAUCCCUCGCUAGCAUUCCUCUACCUGAGACACGCGAGGAUAUCCCACCCUUCAGAAAGGCUACGAAUGUUGUCUUGGACCAGCAUAGGCUCAUUUACAACCAUGCUCUGUCUCUCAUUGGCCAUACACUAGUCAAUGCCACUGAGCUGGGAGAGUCCGGCACCUAUAUGGAGCGACAUCCUCAACUCACCUCGCUUAAAAAGUUCCGUGUCUGGGGGUAUGGAACCGAUUCUCAAUCAAGUAAACUAGGCGUGGCAAUGGCCAUAGUUGGAUGCAUCUUUGUUUUGGGCCGGACAUUGGCCAGGCCGUUAUUUAUGCAUUCUCGACCUUCAACGCUUGAUAUCGUCAUCGCAGCUUUGAGAUACAGUGGUGGAUUUGGUGAGUCCGCCGGAACUUCGAGCGAUGAGAACGUCAGGUUUCGCCGUGAUACCAAUGCUGAAGAUUUGACUUUUGUUCUCCGGUGAUAUAUGAACAAUAUUGGAAAGUUGGAUUGUUCGGCUUUUUGUCUUCACUCUCCAUUUUGAUAUCAUUUAUUUUACCCCUAUUAUUUCCCUCCGCCUCGUUAUAUUGGUUCUACUGUUUAAUUUAAAACCUUCCGCUUUCAUUUUUACUAUUUUAUUUUUCUUUUCAUUCUCAUUUUCUUUUCAUUCUUCUAUUGAACUUCUUCUAGUGUGAUACGACUAUUAAUGUCCAACAAAACGUGUAGGGAGUUAUACUUAUAAACUGAAAAGAAACUUUCUUGAGCUGUGAUCACUUAAGGCCAGCUACUGAAUCACAAUCUAUAAAAGCUUUUAUAAGUUUAUCUUUGAAAUUGACUCAUAAGUCAGACUGUGUGAUAUGAAAGAUAAAGAAGCUGUCAUCUACACAAUAACAGAUCUCUACUAUACUGAA
Blastomyces dermatitidis ER-3 is the source of this 3587-nucleotide messenger RNA. RefSeq lists its product as uncharacterized. The transcript is spliced from 2 exons. Bases 911 to 3160 code for a protein of 749 amino acids. The record is from RefSeq and is a predicted model, not a curated record. NCBI's taxonomy places the organism in Eukaryota, Fungi, Ascomycota, Eurotiomycetes, Onygenales, Ajellomycetaceae.